CAAGUGAUCGUUUCAAUUUUAUCAUGUACGAAGACGUCCUUUUUAACAUCCACAUGCACGGGAGUGACAAUCAAGAAGUGACCGCCGAGAAAAUACGUACUCAUAUACAAAGAUGGUUUCAUAAGAGUUGCGACCGAGUAAAGAUGAGGGUGAAAAGGCAGAAAAAAGGCAAAACG
Messenger RNA from Heterobilharzia americana, 176 nucleotides. The record is from the annotation of a GenBank genome assembly. Lineage: Eukaryota; Metazoa; Platyhelminthes; Trematoda; Strigeidida; Schistosomatidae.